CCAAGAGUAUUCAAUUAGAGAGUAUUCAACCCAAGAGUAUUCAAUUAGAGAGUAUCCAAUGCAAAAGUAUUCAAUUAGAGAGUAUUCAACCCAAGAAUAUUCAAUUAGAGAGUAUCCAAACCAAAAUUAUUCAAUUAGAGAGUAUUCAACCCAAGGGUAUUCAAUUAGAGAGUAUUCAACCCAAGAAUAUUCAAUUAGAGAGUAUUCAACCCAAGAAUAUUCAAUUAGAGAGUAUUCAACCCAAGAGUAUUCAAUUAGACUGUUAGAGAGUAUUCAACCCAAGAAUAUUCAAUUAGAGAGUAUUCAACCCAAGAGUAUUCAAUUAGAGAGUAUUCAACCCAAGAGUAUUCAAUUAGAGAGUAUCCAAUGCAAAAGUAUUCAAUUAGAGAGUAUUCAACCCAAGAGUAUUCAAUUAGAGAGUAUUCAACCCAAGAGUAUUCAAUUAGAGAGUAUUCAACCCAAGAGCAUUCAAUUAGAGAGUGUUCAACCCAAGAAUAUUCAAUUAGAGAGUAUCCAAACCAAAAGUAUUCAAUUAGAGAGUAUUCAACCCAAGGGUAUUCAAUUAGAGAGUAUUCAACCCAAGAGUAUUCAAUUAGAGAGUAUUCAACCCAAGAGUAUUCAAUUAGAGAGUAUUCAACCCAAGAGUAUUCAAUUAGAGAGUAUUCAACCCAAGAGUAUUCAAUUAGAGAGUAUUCAACCCAAGAGCAUUCAAUUAGAGAGUAUUCAACCCAAGAGUAUUCAAUUAGAGAGUAUUCAACCCAAGAAUAUUCAAUUAUAGAGUAUUCAAUCCAAGAAUAUUCAAUUAUAGAGUAUUCAAUCCAAGAGUAUUCAAUUAGAGAGUAUUCAACCCAAGAAUAUUCAAUUAGAGAGUAUUCAACCCAAGAAUAUUCAAUUAGAGAGUAUUCAACCCAAGAGUAUUCAAUUAGAGAGUAUUCAACCCAAGAGCAUUCAAUUAGAGAGUAUUCAACCCAAGAGUAUUCAAUUAGAGAGUAUUAAACCUAAGAAUGUUCAAUUAGAGAGUAUUCAACCCAAGAGUAUUCAAUUAGAGAGUAUUCAACCCAAGAGUAUUCAAUUAGAGAGUAUUCAACCCAAGAAAAUUCAAUUAGAGAGUAAUUGAUUCAGCAGUUACAUUAUGUAAUUGAGUUAUAAUGCUAGUUACCAAAUGGCUGAAACACAGAUAAACAUUAGUACUUUAGAAACAUACUAAGAUCAGUGUUUUCCAAAAAUUGCUAACAGGCUAAUGUUGUUCUUAUAUAGAUCUCUCCAGAAAAAUAAUCCAGAUUUAAAUGUCAGUUUUGAAGUAUUUUAAGUUUUGACGUAUUCCAAUUUAUCAUCAACUGUUAAUGAGUAUUACAUGUAUGUUUUCUACCCCAAAAGUUUUGGAAAUAUAUAUGUAUUCCAGUUUUUAUCCAUUCUUCACCUUAAGGCUGUGGUGUUUUUAGACAUGUUUGUUUACUUGACAUAGUUACAUGUAUUCUUAUCUAACGCCAAUAUAAAUUUCCCAGGGUUCACUAUGCUUAUUCGACAAUAAUCCGUCCUGCCUCGUUCUGAUCAAGAACACUGCGGAAAAGUUCAAUGCUAACUUGCCCCCGAGGGUCAAAUGAUGCGGCUUGGUCAUAUAUUUUAUCAAAGUC
This is a messenger RNA of Owenia fusiformis, 1634 nucleotides long. The record is from the annotation of a GenBank genome assembly. Lineage: Eukaryota; Metazoa; Annelida; Polychaeta; Sabellida; Oweniidae.